This is a messenger RNA of Closterium sp. Naga37s-1, 1350 nucleotides long. The record is from the annotation of a GenBank genome assembly. NCBI's taxonomy places the organism in Eukaryota, Viridiplantae, Streptophyta, Zygnematophyceae, Desmidiales, Closteriaceae.
AUGGCGGUGGAGUCGUUGGCGACGCUGUGCGUGUUGUCGCUGAUCGACCAUCGCGACCUGCUGGGCGACCUCGGCGACAUGGACCUGUCGUUGCUGCGACCCGUGUUCGAACACUGCACGGCGGAUCAACUGGACCGGAUUGAGAACGAAAAUAAGGAUCGUGACUUCACCCCUUUCACAGACGACCUCUGGGAGCGGUGCUACGAACGCAGGUACGGCAUUGAUGGCGUGGAGCAGGUUCAGGACAGAAUGAAGCAAGCAAAAGUACUCUACACGUGGCGCCAGCUGUACCAUGCUCGGCAGCAGGCAGAUGAUCGCACGCAGCAGAAGUGUGUUUCGCGGUUGAAAGAGCUUUAUCACCGGGCAGAGGAAGUGAAAAAGCAGCGGCGGCUGCAGGUGCUCGAGAAGCCACGCCUCUCAGUCACACGCAGGAGAAUGUUCUCCUCAGGGCCCUCCUCUCAAGCAGCAGCCUGGGCGAACAAGGCAGGCAGCUCUAUGCUCAAGAAGGCUCGCCUGGGAUAUGCCAACAGUGUGCAGGCACGGCUAGUGUCAGAUAUCAAGAAGAAACCUCUCAACUACUCCCCGCCCCGCUCAUACACACACAGACCCUCCUCGCUCUCCUCGCUCUCCUCCUCCCCAGCUGCACGGGCAACCAGCAGAGCCGCUGUUACCACCAGCCCUGCGGUUACAAGGCAGCUUAGUUCCACACGCGCAUUUUCCAGGCAGCCGUCAGCCAAUCACAGCCCUCAUGCCCGCCUUUCUGCCCGGGAGUCACCUUCUGGCCGAGGCUUUUCCGAACCAGCAAGAGCCAUGGGGAUGGAGGCUCGGGGGCAGGUUCGGGAGCAGGCCAGGGGUUCGUCCGGAGCAGGCAUCCUGAAUAUUGUUGACCAUAGACAGGGUUUUGUGGGUGCAGAGGAGGCUUGGGAGGGCGGUAAGAGGAGAUGCAGAGCUGCAGAGGGAAGCAGAGAGAGACGAAUGAACAGUGGCAUAGACAGGGACAGAGACAGAGAUUGGGAGUGGGAGAGUGGAGGAGGAGAAAGUGGAGAGGAAGAGAGAGAUAUGGAAGACCAUGAGGAGGAGGAGAACCACGGGAAGAGGAGGAGAGAGACUGGCAGGGGAAGAGGGAGAGGGAACGGCAGGGAUGCAGAGCAGGAUGGGGAGUGGAAUAGGAACAGAAGUAAAGGCUAUGGCAGGGGUGUAGGUGGAGGCAACGACAGGAGGCAGGCUGAUGGAGUGGGUGGGAAGAGCCAGCAUGGGCAGACUGGCAGCAAGGAGCGUGUUGCUGAAAGAGGAGCAGGGAGUUUCAAGGGGAAGCGGAAGGUGGAGAGCAGCAUGGACUGGGGCGUGUAG